AUACGGGCUUCUCGGCCCCCAAAAGUUCUCCUCGCCGGCGGUUUCGUUUACGAGUUCCACUCCGAAUCCCAAAACCCUAACACAACCCCGCUCCACCGCCGCCGCCAUGGGAGGAGGAGGAGGAGGAGGAGGGCGCAAGCCCCGCAAGUUCGCCACGUUCCGGCUGUUCCCGCGCGCCGGCGCCGCCGACCCCAACGACCGCGUCUUCGUCCGCGUCGACAACAACGACUACUCCGUCCCCGGCUUCGGCGACGACGAGGACGCCUUCGACCCCUCCCUCUCCCCCGCUGCCGCCGACCGCUUCUCCUCCGGCUCCGGGCCGCUCCCCGACCACAUCCGCCGCGAGAUCCUCGAGCUCGGCCUCCCGGACGACGGCUACAACUACCUUCACCACCUCCGCGAGCUCCGCCCCUCCGCCGCCGCCGCCGCCUCCUCCUUCGUUCCCAACCAGGAUGCCCCGCCCCUCCCCCUCGACGUCAAGGCGUAUGAUGCCAGUAGGGUGCGGAUUGCUUCCGGCAAGGCCGAGGAUGAACUGGACGAGGGGAGGACGAUGUGUAAGGUGGCCGCGAAGACGGCGCCCCUGAGGCGGAUUGAGAGGGCCGUCGACCCUGACAUCGCGAGGUUGCUCGAUGAGAGCGAUGUCUCCCAUGGCGGGUCAGAGGAUGAGGGGCUGGAGGAGGAUUUUGUCGUCAUGGCAAACCGGGCCGAGGACGAUGAGGAAGAAGAAGAAGAGGACGAAAUGGUGGAUGAUGUGUUCUUAAGUGAUGUUGAAGAGGAAGAGGAGUUGGAGGAGGAUGAGCCCAAACAGAGGGUGCGGCGGUUGCUGGAUGAACAGUUUGAUUUGCUGGCUUUGGAAGAAUAUGGUGACAGUGAUGAUGAUGAUCAAGGUGUUAGAGAUGGUGAAUGUGAACUGCCUACUGAGGUUAUCGAUGAACUGAAAUUGUUCCAUAGUCAAAAUGUAUCUGUUACAGAAGAAUAUAGAACACCGGCAGAUUUUGUUCGUAGAAAAUUGGAUUUGAGCACUGCAGAAGAUGUGGAUGAAUCUGCUAAUGUCAUCCAAAAAUGUGCCGAAUAUGCUGAAAGGUAUUUAAAUGAAACUGCAGAAGAGGAAGAGGUUGUACUUGUUUCAGAAAGCAGUGAUGAGUCUGAAGUGUGGGACUGUGAGACUAUUGUUACUACAUACUCAAAUCUUGAUAACCACCCUGGAAAAAUUCAAACACCAGGAAGUCCUAAGAAAAGGCUCCCUAAAGUUUUUCCUGGAGAAACAGCAACAACAAAAGAUAUCAUCAAGCUUCAAGGGAAAGAGAGACUUCCAGUAGAAUACCUACCUCAGAGGAAAAGAAAAGGUGAGAAGGAGAAGGCAAAACCAACAGAAGCUCCAAGUGAUGAAGAUUUUAAGAAAGGAGCUCAAAAGGAAACAAAGGAGGAAAAGAAAGCAAGAAAGGCGGCAGUGAAAGAAGAGAAGAGAGAAGCACGAAAAGCAAAGAAAGAGCUGAAAGGCCUGUACAAAUUUGAAACACAGAAGGCUCAGAAGGUUGCUGCUGUUACAGGGCCAGCUUCUAUAAGGCUAAUGUAAUAGUCCUGUUGAUCUGAAAGCAUGUUCCGUUGGGUAACCGCGUAAUCGGAGUCUUGUUGAUCUGUAAGCAUGUUUCUUACUUAACGGCGUAAUUGGAGCUGAAAGGACUAGGAGGUCCCCGUCCUACAAGGUAGAGCAGCAAGAUACUGUCAUACUUUCCUGGGUCAUCUUGUGCCAUGUUUGUGGUUUUUGUCGACUAGAUACCCAGCGUAUACUACAUAUUGGAACUUACGUACCACCUUUAUGAGAAAUAUGUCGUGUAAUGUAAGGCCGUAGGUCAUGUAAUGGACACAGCGAUGUCAUUUUGAAUGUGAUUUUACAUUGAAGGUAACUAAGAUUUUCAUAAUAAUCUGCA
Molecule: messenger RNA, 1931 nt
Organism: Oryza brachyantha (malo sina)
Lineage: Eukaryota; Viridiplantae; Streptophyta; Magnoliopsida; Poales; Poaceae
Product: protein LTV1 homolog
Exons: 5
Coding region: 107-1576 (489 amino acids)
Biological process (GO): ribosomal small subunit biogenesis; ribosomal small subunit export from nucleus
Cellular component (GO): preribosome, small subunit precursor; nucleus; cytosol
Source: RefSeq, a predicted model, not a curated record